AUGACAGCAGCCACAGCGUCAUUCCGUAGCCGGGCCCAACAACUUCGAAGCUUCACGGUGCCCAAGCGCGAGGCCAUCUACCCCACGCUCAAGGACAAGGUGAUUCUCGUCUCUGGUGGCGCAGGCGGCAUCGGCAAGGAAACCGCACGCCUGCUAGCGGCGUCCGGCGCAAAGAUCUCGCUCGCAGACUUCUCGGAAAAGCCCCUGAACGACUUCGCCGCGGAGCUGCGCGACACUUUCUCGGGUGUGCAGGUGUUGACGUCGGUCGUCGACGUGCGCAAGCAGGAGAGCGUCGAGAGCUGGAUCUCGCAGGCCUGCUCCGACUUUGGGGGCGCCAGGAUCGACGGCGUGGCCAACCUCGCGGGCGUGCUGCCCAAGAACUCGCUCGCCAGCUCGGCCAGCAUCGAGAACGUGACCAACGAGGUCUGGGAGCAGUGCAUCGGGGUCAACCUGACGGGCUUGAUGUACUGCAUGCGCGCGCAGAUCCCGCGGAUGAACGACCACGCGAGCAUGGUCAACGCGGCCAGCGUCGCGGGCGUCAAGGGCUAUGGCAACUCGGCGGCGUACGGGGCUAGCAAGUUUGGCGUCGUUGGGCUGACGAGGUGCGCGGCGCAGGAUGUGGGAAAGGACCGGGGCAUCCGGGUCAAUGCUGUGGCGCCUGGCACGGUGCGGACGCCCAUGCUCACAGAUCUGGGCAUGUGCCUUGGCGAGCUCAAGGACAACCCCGUCAUGCCCGGCUCGCUCAACCGCGACGGCAUGCCCGAGGAGAUUGCCGCGCUCAUCGUCUGGCUGCUCAGCUCGGAGUCUUCCUUUGUGACCGGUGCCAUCUACUCGAUCGACGGCGGGCAUACCACGUAG
Microdochium trichocladiopsis is the source of this 858-nucleotide messenger RNA. RefSeq names its product 3-oxoacyl-reductase. The coding region runs from base 1 to 858 and encodes 285 amino acids. Lineage: Eukaryota; Fungi; Ascomycota; Sordariomycetes; Xylariales; Microdochiaceae. The transcript has 2 exons. Gene Ontology annotation, molecular function: oxidoreductase activity. The record is from RefSeq and is a predicted model, not a curated record.